AGCAGUUAUUUUCCUGAUAUCGACGUGGUAUCGAAAGUGUCGAAGCGAUUUAUAAUUUUCCUUUCCGCCGGUAUUUUAUCUGGCGCCUUUGGGAGCGUCGUUUCGGGGUCUAUAACCUCAACGUUGGACGGUGUUCAUGGUAUUCAGGGAUGGAGAUGGCUAUUCAUCGUUGAAGGCGUUACCACCGUCGGAAUAAGCGUUCUUUCGCACUGGACCUUACUUGACUACCCAUAUAACAGUCUAGGACUGAACCAGGCAGAGCGUGAUCUUGCACAGAAACGAAUGGUUCAAGACGGGGUAGCAGAGAUGCACGCCAAUUCCGAGACGCCAACCACAAGAACUUCUAUAUUCAUUUGCUUGCUAAAAGCACUAUCCAACUGGAGAACUUGGCUUCUUGUUCCUGGGUAUAUGUCUAUUCUUGGUGCAUUAUCUUUGUCAUACUUUUACCCUACACUGGUUGAAGGUAUGGGGUAUUCUUCAACAAAUGCUCAGUACAUGACGGCUCCGCUUUAUCUUGUUGCACCCGUUGUCGCAUUACCCGUCUGUUACAUUGCCGAUCGCAGGCCUCAAUUGAGGGGUACCAUUCUGGUGGUGAAUCUGACAGUGGGCAUGGUAUUUUUCGCAUUGACAGCAGCUAUUCAACAUUACACAGUAAGGUAUGUCUUUCUUUGUGUCACAAAUACUACGGUAUGGACUGGAAAUGCUCUUGCUCUGUCCUUUGCAACUACUGGACUGGCGUCAGUCAAUCAAGACGUGAGAGCAAUAAUGUUAGCCAUGAUGAAUGGAUUUGGAGCACUCGCUCAACUGUACGGUAGCGCUUUAUUUCCAGCGAAAGAUGGGCCUCAAUAUGUUGUUGCAUUUUCUGUCUUCGCUGGUACUUUUGCCGCCGGAGCAAUAUUGUACGGACUAGCAGAUACUUUAUUUAAGCGAUAUCCAUAG
This is a messenger RNA of Penicillium mononematosum, 939 nucleotides long. RefSeq names its product Major facilitator superfamily domain general substrate transporter. The transcript is spliced from 2 exons. NCBI's taxonomy places the organism in Eukaryota, Fungi, Ascomycota, Eurotiomycetes, Eurotiales, Aspergillaceae. The annotation marks the transcript as partial. Gene Ontology annotation, cellular component: membrane. Gene Ontology annotation, molecular function: transmembrane transporter activity. The record is from RefSeq and is a predicted model, not a curated record. Gene Ontology annotation, biological process: transmembrane transport.